AUGAAUUUAUUAACAUGUGUUCUUAUGAUUACCAUAACCUUGUCACUCAUCCUAGCUAUUGUCUCAUUUUGACUGCCUCAAAUAAGCCCAGACCCAGAAAAACUUUCACCUUAUGAAUGCGGAUUUGACCCCCUAGGAUCAGCCCGAUUACCAUUCUCAUUACGAUUCUUCCUUAUCGCCAUUCUAUUCCUUCUUUUUGAUUUAGAAAUCGCCCUUCUCUUACCAAUUCCUUGAGGAAUUCAAUUAGAAUCCCCUCUAACCACUUUUUCUUGAGCCUCCGCCGUCCUUAUCCUUCUCACUUUGGGCCUAAUCUAUGAAUGACUCCAAGGGGGUUUAGAGUGAGCAGAGU
Syngnathoides biaculeatus (alligator pipefish) is the source of this 349-nucleotide messenger RNA. Lineage: Eukaryota; Metazoa; Chordata; Actinopteri; Syngnathiformes; Syngnathidae. The record is from the annotation of a RefSeq genome assembly.